Molecule: messenger RNA, 1609 nt
Organism: Ruditapes philippinarum (Manila clam)
Lineage: Eukaryota; Metazoa; Mollusca; Bivalvia; Venerida; Veneridae
Product: hydroxylysine kinase-like
Exons: 7
Coding region: 328-1500 (390 amino acids)
Molecular function (GO): amino acid kinase activity
Source: RefSeq, a predicted model, not a curated record
CGUGAAUAAAAUAGCAUAUUAUAAUACAUGUAUAUGUGCUAUCAUUUAAGCCGACGUUUAAUACAGUGUACAUGUACUUGAUUUUAUAUCAGUUCGGGUACACACAGAGAUAAACUUCAUAUUCGAUAGGUCAUAGUGAAACUUCAGACUAAAAUGCGUUACACUGAAACGGGUAUAUGCAUGUAUACAAGAAUCAAAUGUUAAAAGAGGAGAUGGUACAUGUGUGCAUGCUUUAAAAGAACUUUUAACUUUCUUAAUUAAUUUGCUCUAUUUUUUUUAAACCACUGUGGAUUAUUGAAGCAUUAACUCACGAUUCGUGUUGAAAUAAUGACUGAAUCAAACAACAACGAAUCAUCCAAUAUAAAGCUACAGGAUCCAGACGAGGAACUGAAACCACGUGUGUCUAAAAAUGCAAUCCCCGAACUUGUACACAGACUGUAUGGAUUGAAGGUAAAGGAUAUAAAAGAGUUACCAAGCUAUGACGACCUGAACUUUUUCGUGUUAGCAGACGACAAAUUUGAAAACAAGAACAUUCAAUCGGUGAACAAGGAUGGAUAUGUCCUAAAAGUUCUAAACUCACUGCAGUCAUCAAGUCCCGGCAUCAUAGAUGCCCAGCAUGCAUUGUGUCAAUAUGUUCGAGAACGAGGGGUGGCCACUCAAGUACAGAUACCAAAUAAUGAUGGAAAAGAUUGGAGUUUGGAGACGUUUCAAGAUAGUGAAAAUACGCCAUCUACAAAGCAUGGACCUUAUUUAGUUAGACUGGUGACAUUCGUUCCGGGUAAAAUAUUCCAUCAAACUCCAUAUGUACCUGGAUCAUUCUACAAUAUUGGCUUGUUUGUGGGAAGACUCCAUAAAGCCAUGACAGGAUUUCAUCACAGUUUCUAUGACAAUUAUACAAUGAUUUGGAGCUUAGAACAAAUACCUGUUCUCAAAGACUUUCUUAAAGCGGUCACAAGCGAAGAAGACGUCGUCAUUGUUCAAGAAGUUCUUAAAGACUUUGAAGAAAAUGUUGUGCCAAAUUAUGACAAGUUUACGAAAGGAGUAAUUCAUGGGGAUCUGAACGAACAGAAUGCAAUAAUGGUCGAGGUACCAGGACAAGAAAAUGUACCACUUAAUGAACGUGUUCAUGACGUCAGUGCCAUGCUUGAUUUUAAUGACGUCACUGAUUCAUACACCGUGUUUGACGUCGCUAUCUGCAUUGCUUAUAUUAGUAUUGACUGUCCCGUGGAAAGACAGGCCGAUGUGGGUGGCCAUUUUCUUGCCGGUUACUAUAAGACAUGUUCACUCAACGCGCAUGAAUUUGAAGCCUUAAAAACAAUUAUUUGUGCGCGUCUGUGUCAGUCUCUUGUUUUUGGAGCGCAUUCAUACGCCCAACAACCGUGGAACACUUAUUUGUUAACUACGGCUAAAGGUGGAUGGCCAUUGCUUCACAAACUGUGGAAAAUACCUACAAACGAACUAUAUUCAAGAUGGACGGAACUAAUACAACAAUAUAAAUAAAAUGAAUGUACAGUAUAGAUAACUAUCAUCAGGGUGGGGGCAUAUAUCAUAUAUCCUGUAUAUAUUUGUACCAUUCUGUUAUAAAUGGUAUUAAAAUAAAUUAACUUCA